Molecule: messenger RNA, 561 nt
Organism: Dromaius novaehollandiae (emu)
Lineage: Eukaryota; Metazoa; Chordata; Aves; Casuariiformes; Dromaiidae
Product: PHD finger protein 7-like
Exons: 4
Coding region: 1-561 (186 amino acids)
Cellular component (GO): nucleus
Source: RefSeq, a predicted model, not a curated record
AUGUCACUGAUGGUGAGCGGGGUGCUGCUGUGCUCUUUGCAGACCUGCUGUGUCUGUGGAAAGAUGGGGGCCACCGUUGCAUGCCAGCAGAAGCGAUGCGCCCGCAAGUUCCACUUCCCCUGCGGGUCCAGACAGGGCUGCGUCUCGCAGUUCUUUGGGGAGUUCAGGUCAUUGUGCUGGGAGCAUCGCCCACAGCAGACAGUGGAGACGCACCAAGACGGGGACACCGUGUGCAUCAUCUGCAUGGAGCCCGUGGAGGACAGGACCUCCUACAGCACCAUGGUGUGUCCCUUCUGCAAGCACGCCUGGUUCCACCGAGGCUGCAUCCAGGGACAUGCUCUCCGUUCUGCUUUGAAGCACUUUGCGUGUCCCUUGUGCAAGGACCGUGAGAAGUUUCUGCCUGAGAUGUGGCGCCUGGGUAUCCGCAUACCUGACAGAAGACCGGCUUGGGAGGAGGAGGAGGAGCAGAACUUGGAAGACCUAUAUGAAACAUACAGCCACUGUGAUGCCAGCCAGUGCCUUUACCGGGGAGGCAGGGAGCAGUCAGAAGAGGAGGGGUAA